This is a messenger RNA of Cimex lectularius (bed bug), 1006 nucleotides long. Its product is annotated as nucleoside diphosphate kinase homolog 5-like. Gene Ontology annotation, biological process: UTP biosynthetic process; CTP biosynthetic process; negative regulation of oxidative stress-induced intrinsic apoptotic signaling pathway. Bases 131 to 988 code for a protein of 285 amino acids. The transcript is spliced from 3 exons. The record is from RefSeq and is a predicted model, not a curated record. Lineage: Eukaryota; Metazoa; Arthropoda; Insecta; Hemiptera; Cimicidae. Gene Ontology annotation, molecular function: nucleoside diphosphate kinase activity.
CACCUGUUGCAAAAGAGAAAUUAAUUUUUUGAAAACAUAUGCUUUUAAACAAAAUUCUCUUAGUUAAGAAAUCUUAUCCUCUUUUCAGUGUCGUAGUGUCUUUUGGCCAUUUCUAAAAUAAAUUUAUGUAAUGGAAACAAUGGAAGAAAUGGAGGAAGCUCCUCCGAACGAGUCAAGCGCAAAAGAGGAGGAAAAGCCGUCCAUCUAUCUCCACCAUUAUGGUGUGGCUGAUGUUCCUUCCAACGAAGGCUUCGACGUCGAUCCUGUCGCAUUCGAGGAAUGCCAUUGCGAAUAUGUCAAACCCGAGUGUAUACAUCCUGUCGAGUUUAUAGAGGAACACACACUCGCAAUAAUUAAACCGAGUGCACAGCCCAAAGCUGCUGAAAUCAUAAGGAGGAUUGAACAAGAAGGAUUCACCGUCCUAGCGAAAAGGAAAUUCCAUCUCUUUCCUGAGCAAGCAACUCAUUUUUACAAGCGAUACUAUGGGAAAGUAUGGUUUCCGAAAGUCAUGUUGAAACUGAGUUCGGGGCCCAUGACCAUCAUGAUUUUAGCGAAAGAAAAUGCUGUCAAUGAUUUUAAAAAGCUUACUGGCCCGAGGAAAGUAUCAGUGGCGAGGAAAUUCGCGCCCCAUUGCUUGAGGUCGAUGUAUGGACUGAGAGGUGACGAAGCCACCAAUGGUAUACACGCAAGCGAGUCGGUCGAAGACGCCAGGAAGGAAAUAUUAUACUUCUUCCAAAAUGCUGUGCCGGAACCUUUGAGGAACAUUGAAGAAAAUAUGACAAUAGUUUUUGACAAGUACUAUUCAUUUUUGCUUGACGGAUUGACUGAAAUAUGUAAAGUUAGGCCGUACAACCCAUCAAUCUGGUUUGUCAAUUGGCUCACAUCUAGAGAUCCUGAAAGGCCACUGAUUGCCAUGCCGCCUCUGCCAUCUGCAUCAGAUAUUGAGGAACAAAGACUUGAAGCUUAUAAAAAAAUGCAAAUAUAUUAAAAAAAAGUCUUAAAUUUC